This is a messenger RNA of Physcomitrium patens, 4221 nucleotides long. RefSeq lists its product as uncharacterized. Gene Ontology annotation, molecular function: lipid binding. The record is from RefSeq and is a predicted model, not a curated record. Gene Ontology annotation, cellular component: endoplasmic reticulum. NCBI's taxonomy places the organism in Eukaryota, Viridiplantae, Streptophyta, Bryopsida, Funariales, Funariaceae.
AGCCAUUGCCGAUUGCUCGCAUCCUUCCUUCAUUCCGCGAGCGAGCGAGUUCGCAACUCUCGCCACGCGGGAUGGCUGCUUCGUCGCCCACACGACUUAGCUAUAACGAGGAGGGGAAUCACGUGCCAAACUUGACGGAUCCAAUUCACAUGGCCAAUCCUUUCGCUGCCGAUGCGAUUCAGUCUUUGCCGAUUGCCAAGCGGCUACAGGAGCCUUUCCUCGGAGUUCGCCAUGCAAUCCGCCCGCGUGGGUGGGGAUGGCCCCACAGUGAUUUUCAUGGCUCCGUCGCGUCGCCAGGCCCGCUCGAAUCUAAAGUUCGAAUGUGUCUUGGAUGGGGCUCUCGGCAGGGAUCCUUCUCGGAACUCCCCUCGCGAGUUGUCGGAGAUCCCGGUUGUUGGUGGUUGACUUGGAGGAUGUGAAUAUUCUUUGGUGGGUUUGUCUGAUUCUUGCGUGCAACUGCGGAGACCUGUUCGCGUUUUAGAGUGGUACAUGGUGGUGGUGGUGUGUGUUCAACGCUGGUUUGGCUCGUCUUACCCCUUGGUUGCGCUUGCCAGAGAUGGGGACUGCAUUGCGUGGACCGAUGCUGGAAGUCUCAUAGUAAGGUGGGAAGUCGUUCUCGGUGUCGGUGUCGGUGUCGCGUGCGCUUUAGCCUGUGUCGUGCGGAUUUUGACCACUGAGCUCAUUCAAUAUCAUCUCCCCCCUGCUGAAACGGGAGUUUAGAAUUGGUGUUGUUGGAUGAGAGGCGUAGUGUUGUGUUCGGAACAUUUAGGGUUUGAGAGUGGGAUUUGUACCCAGAGGAGCGUAGUGGACGUGGAAUGAUGUGUUGCCUGCUUAAUGUCCCAUCCGAUCAAUGCUAAUGCACUUGUUCCCUGCAUUUUGGUGUUUCUCAUAGGAGAUAAGGGCAGAGUAUCGUACAGAUGGAGGAUUUAGUGGAUGCUUCCACGACGUUGGUUUCAUUGCCAAUCCCGAGUGCAUCAAAUUGUUGUAGUGCAUUUGGUUGCUUGUCCUAUUUCUUUGCGGGAGUCUUGGUGCUAGCACUUGUAGAGUUUGUAUGUGUAUUUUAUUUUAGCUUAUUAUUGUCGGCGAAACCGGCGCAAAAUCCGAACCCUGCCUCCUCUUUGAAAUGUGCAAGUGAAGGUGGCGUCAGCACUUUCAGCCUUCAGGGAAAUUUGUGGGUUGCACCUCUACCAGAAGGAGAUUGGAACAAGGUUUCGUUGCAGAAGCCAGGCAAAGACAAGGAGAUAGAAACUGAGAAAGAUGAGCCCAAAGAGAGUUUGAAGCGGGGGGUUGCCACUAAAGGCGUACUGAAGAUCGCUCCAGUGCAGAGGCAUGCCGUCUUGAAACAAGGGGUUUUACUGUUGAAGGGAGCCGAUGGUAGAGAGGAGCAAAUUGCGCUUGAAGGCUGCGAAGUUUUGUCCAUCUCAGCUGAUUCAACUCCUGGUGGGAAAUGGGCGAAAACGUUUCCCAUCAAGUUGCACCAUCCUACUCGCACAUUGUAUGGCGAAUGCAAGGGCUGUGUAUUCUACGCAGAAUCUGGCUUUGAGAAAGAAACCUGGUGCGAAGUUCUUCGAGCAAAUGCAAAACAUCCUAUGUGGUUAAUCCACCUUAAGAAAGAAUUUAGGGAAUACACUGAUAGAGCUGAAAAGCGUGUGCCUUAUCUAAACAGAUUCCACUCAGGAAGAGAUUCAGACCGUCUGCUUGUCACGCGUAAGGAAGAGAAACUAAAUGACUUCAAAAACUCAGAAGAUAGUCCGUCAAAGAAACGAUUGAUUUUGAAAAGAAUUUUGCGGUGUGGUACAAAGUCGAAAGAGAAAAUCUCAAAUGAUAUAGAGGAACUUGAAAAUUCCACCAGAAGAAACAACCAACUUUCACGAGAGCCAGAAGAAGGAAGUAGCCGGAGUGUGAAGGAAAAUGUUAUCUCCGGUGACCACGAUGAUAGCAAAAGUGCAUCAUGUGCAAGCAUUGAGAGCAUUACACGAAGUGAAUCUACAUCCAGCGAAAGUGAUGCGGAGAGGUCUGUCUUAGGAGUAACCCAGAACGACAAGAAAAAAGUCAAGGAGGUGCUUGCAGCUACCCUGAUGCAUGGCAAUGACAACGGAAUGGUUAUGAAGGAAAUUGAUCAAGGACAACUCUGUUUAAAUAUGAUCGUGGCUAGACUCUUUUUUGACUUUUACCAUAGCAACACACGAGAGGAAUGGACACAACACCAAUUUAAGGAGUUGAUAUCUGGGAUGGAAACUCCCAGCUAUAUCAAAUCGAUUACUGGCAAAGAGUUUGAUCUUGGAAAAGAACCUCCUUUCGCAACCGCAUUCCGCAUGCUGCCCGCGGAUGCGCGUGGGACUUUGACUAUGGAAGUUGACCUGGAAUGGCAUGGUGGAUGUUUCAUCACAAUUGAGACACGAGUAGAUGCGCGAGCCCAAAAGGCCCGGGAGAAAAUGGCUUCGCACCCGGCGGAAUCAGGGUCAACAGGGGAUGCUGCUGUGGCCCUUGAAUCAAGCAUAGGGGAGGUUCUUGGGACUACAGAGUUAUCAGAGGUUUCUUCAACAUUGAUGGAUGCAAGGCAAAUUUCCGCCUCUAAAACAACUGGCACAGGUGAUGACAGCAGUAAAAGGGGAGGUUGGAUGCACUCGGUGAAGGCCAUGAUUUCUCACGUUGCUGAUCAAGUUUCUCAGGUGGCUUUUUUAUUGAAAAUCAGGUUGGUUUCAGUGAAGGGAACUUGUAUUAUCAGCUUGAAAGCACCACCUUCUGACCGCUUAUGGUUUUCUUUCAAGGAGAUGCCUGAUAUUGAUCUGGUACCGGAACAAGGUAUUAAUGAACGCCAAUUUAAGAAUGGGUGUCUUGGGAAUUUUAUUGCCAAUCAAAUAAAGGUACAAAUUCGGGAGAAAAUUGUCAUGCCGCACUAUCAAGAACUAUUUCUUAAUUGGAUGAUGGGUGAUAAAGAUGAUUGGCUUCCGCGUAGCGCCUUUCCUGUUGCGUUCUCUGCUGUGCAACACUCUGACAAUGAACGCCAAAACUCAAAAAACGAUAAUGAUAUGCAAUCUAGCCCUGUUGAAGAGAAGAAUAAAAGUGGCCAAACGCAUUCUCGCUCUCUGAACGCCGACAAUAACAGACAGGAUAAGCCUGAAAUUCGUCAGGUUUUUCAGCAAUCUGGAUUGCCUUGUAUUGGAUCCCCAUACGGACCGCCUAUUACACUGGCCCAGCCCCCUACUAAUCCUCAGUCCUUUAAUAAUUCUCAAACCUCUGGAAUGAGUCGGGGCCAAUCACGAAAGUCUGCCAUCUCAGAACAGUCCAGCUCAGAGCAUUCCUUACCUGUGCAGCCACCAGGAGCAUCCGAGCCUUCAUCAGCAACUUUGUCAACAAUAAAAGGAAAAGAGUCCGACUCAAAGAAACCUUCAUUUGAUACCGAUGACCGCAGUAGAGGUAACUCUUUGGAGCUGAAUCGUGAAUUUUUCGCUGAUGUAUCUGAGAGAGCUGUAGGUGCUGCAUACAAUGAUUACUUGCAACAGUCAGAGGGCUCUGCUUUAAAGAGCGAGUCACAUCAUCUGCCCAAUCAGGUAGCCAACCAGGAACACAGUGAGGUAGAGCCGUCGAAAGGUUCGGAUUCGAGAGUAUCACGACGCGCCAAAAUGCUCAAUUUUGGUAAGAAGGUCGGGAGCAAGGUUGAUGAACGGCGCCGCAUCGUUGUGGAGAAAUUGCGGGAGAAGAUAGCUGAAGGUAGUGAAGAUGGAUCUCCUCGCCACCCAGGCAGCGGUCGUAAGUGAGACCUGGUACUUCUUCUUUUCUCUAAGCUUCGAGGCGUCACAACCAGACUGAUGAAGACCCUUGGACUCCCCUCUUCCCAGUAAACACUACAAAAUUCCACUCAUAAAGUUGAAAAACAUUUUUUAUUUUAUUUUUAAAAAAAGAUAGAAAAAUUAAAGCACGUCAAUUGGAAUACCUCGUCUGACAAGAGGUUGCAAUCAGCCACCACACGAUCCAUAACAUCUAAAGCUACCUGCAAGGUAUGAAAGUGGUACAUGUAAAUGUACAUCAAAAGUUGUUGGGUGUUACUACGUUAGUUGAGACGGUGCUGCUUGUAUUUUAGUUACAAACAGGAACUAUGGUAUGAGUGAAAUUUUAGUCAAGUCCCAGUUGUGUGAAGCUGCAGCAGAGUGAAAGAAAAGAGCCAUGGCAUUCAAUACGAUGAAUAAAUAAUAUUGAGCCACCUAUUCAUUCAAGUCA